AUGGAUUUUCUAGACUAUCAGGCGUAUGGUGUACCAUUGACCGGUACCGAUGAUGAGCUGUUACCAGAGCCCGCCUCCAACCUAUCCCUUUUGGCGGCAAGUGGUCCAUCCGUGUCUGAGUUGAACACUUCGAUUCAGGGCGACAGUACUCCACCCUUAUUGAAUACCGAUAGUAACUUCAACUUUGAGGGAAAGGAUAAUCUACAUGAGCGCAUGGAAAUGUAUUCCGAGCUCACCGUGAAGCUGCUGCCGAUACAACCAGGUUUAGUACGCGAUAUCUUCGAGGAUGUCACCCCGCAAAGCUCAGACUUUCAGCACUUACUUAAGAAGGGAAACAAUGUUACAAGUGCUGUUUUGGUUAAGCGGCUUUCGCAUGUUUUAAAUGACAUGAACCAUCCGAAUUAUCAAUCAGAUUUGCAAUUAAAGAAAGCGCUCAUGAUAUUGCAGGAUAACCAGGGUGUUCUUGGCCUAGACGGUUCAAAAUUAGUGCGUCCAGACUUUCUCGGCUCAUUAUCUAGGAAGACAUUACGCUCGCAGCUGGAGAAGGAACUAUUGAAAGAUCAUCUUGCAACGCUGGAGAAUUUCCAACCAAUUGCCAGGAGAAUCAUGCGUCUUCGUCAGCCAGUAAAAAAUAUACAGGAAAUUAGCGAGAAAGUGUUGGAUGCGCAAGAAGCCCAGAAUAAGAGCCCUCUACAGGAUCCAUUGGUAUCCGAGGUACGCGAAAAGUUGGAAAUGUUAAAGCUCAAGAAAAGAGUAUUGGUAGGUAUUCGAGAAUCAUUAACACUAAAUCAGUUGGAGGAUGAACAACUCCGGAAUGGUGAAAUUGAAGAUUCCUAUCUCGAUGUACUUGAUAAAAUGAUGGAGAUCAAAGAACGAUCUACUUACUUAAUUGCCAUGAACUACGAGAAAGCAGGCAAGGCGCUUUUAGGAAACAUCAAUCAGUACUUACAGUUGGCAAAUAAGCGUAUUUAUAACUAUCUGCUGGGGUUUCUUUACGAUUAUGAAUCCAAUACAAAGACAUUUGGAGAACGAAAUUUUGAGGGCGACAACGUUGGACUUUCACUCUUUCAACGCUGUUUGGUAUACUUGUCCAACGACUUGGAGUACUUUAAUGAUUUUAUGAAAAAGGUAACUAGUAUGAGAUCCAAAAAACUUCUCGAUGAAUUCCUGAUCCCAUUUGUGAUUGAUAAUAACGAAGGCCGUUCAAUUAUAUUGUCCGCACAUGACCCAGCAAGGUAUCUUGGUGAUGUGCUUGCCCAUGUACACUCAUUAUUAGCCAACGAAGGCGACUUCCUGAAAUCACUCUUCAAAUAUCAGGAAGAACGGAUGGCUGAUAUGACUCAAUCGAUUUUCCAGAAGAACAAGGACAUUUUACAAAGUCUGCAUGUAAACAUGUUAAAUGAUAUAAUGAGCACCCUAUCAAAUUCUGUUAGAAUCAGAUUGGAACAAAUUGUUAGGUUUGAGGAAGAAGCGACGGUGACGUUUGAUAUUUCCCAAUUAUUAAGUCUUUACAAAUUGAUGUUCACGAAACAGGGGAUGCUUGAUGAUAAUAAAUUGGUAAAGGUUUUUGAUGAUUUAGCAGUUCUUGCAAAAACGAAAACAAUGAAUUACUACACCGAAUUCUUAUCUGAGGCUGUUAAAGAAGAGCCAGAGGUCACCGAUCUCUUACCCCCGAAGUGGCUUUCAAAGUAUCUGUCUGAUCUUACGGCACUGUUUGAUAAAAUAAACGGUAGUUCUGAGCAGACUGGUAUUGUGGAUAAGAAUUUCUUCACCAAGCUCGUCAAGACACCUUGCGAAAGUACUUUCCUCAAGCAGGCAGAGCUAUGUUUCCCCCUCGCUAAAAAGGACAGAAGAGUUAAGUUCGAUUUGCUAGUGCUGGAAAUCAAUGGCCUGGAUAUGAUAGUUUCUCGGCUAGGACCAUAUCGAACUAAUAUAUUUUCAGAUGAGUAUGGAAGUGAAGUUUAUGAUUCCCUCAAGCGGAGUUUGGACACAUUAUUGGGCCAAUUGGAAGUCCACCAAACUAGGAAUAUAUUGGAAAGCACUGGCCUGGAGCUGUACUACAAUCUUUUUAAUAUGAUAUUUCCAGUUGCGUCUGUGCAGGAUCCACUAGACUACGAUAUGUAUCUGUCUGCACAAGAAAAUCAAAUUAUGAAGUUAGAGACAAUUGAAACUAACAUUGCACAAAAGCUCUCUGACUACCUACCGAAAGCGUUGCUAGAUGUCCAGGAUACUUGGCUUCUCUAUUUAGCUUCUCCAAAGUUUGCAGACGACAUUGCCUCCCGGUCGUUCCAUGUGUUCGCCAACUUUUACGUUGUUUUUAAAAGUGUCCUGCUAAACAUAUUUCCAGAUGACCACCAACGGAUCAACUCUAUCUUUAUCUAUUCCGAAGAAGAAGUCAAAAUGUUGCUUGGCAUUAAUUGA
Eremothecium gossypii ATCC 10895 is the source of this 2421-nucleotide messenger RNA. It is a transcript of the gene COG6, whose product is annotated as Golgi transport complex subunit COG6. The coding region runs from base 1 to 2421 and encodes 806 amino acids. Gene Ontology annotation, biological process: intra-Golgi vesicle-mediated transport. The record is from RefSeq and is marked provisional. Lineage: Eukaryota; Fungi; Ascomycota; Saccharomycetes; Saccharomycetales; Saccharomycetaceae. Gene Ontology annotation, cellular component: COG complex. The transcript has a single exon.